This is a messenger RNA of Durusdinium trenchii, 3834 nucleotides long. The record is from the annotation of a GenBank genome assembly. Lineage: Eukaryota; Dinophyceae; Suessiales; Symbiodiniaceae.
AUGGCGGACGACAAGCUUCGCCGACAACGUUUGUGGAAGAGCAUGCAGCAACGAGGCUUGCAGAAGUUCAUGCACCAACGGCCGGGUGAUUUCCUCCGCCGCGCCAAGAAGGGCAUUCCCGCGGAGUACCGCGCGGAGGUUUGGAAGACUGCGCUGAAGGCGGAUGCCCAUGCAAAGGCGGGCCUCUACAAGGAGCUGCAGAUGGCUGAGAAUGAGUUUUUGCACCUCAUCGAGAUCGACAUCCCAAGGACCUUCCCAGAAGACCCGAAGUUCGGUCCCCGGCAGCAAGAAAGUUUGUUUCGCAUCUUGAAAGCCUAUGCGAACCUUUGUCCAGAUGUGGGAUACUGCCAAGGGAUGAACUUCAUCGUGGGGCUUUUGCUUCUGGUCGCGCCUUCUCCUUCUCACCUGACGGUUGGUGGCUUUUUCUGCGUCCAGGAGACAUUUUGGAUGUUCUUCAGCCUCAUGGAGUGUAGUCAUCUCAACGGCUUCUACCGCCGGCAGUUCCCCCUCCUCAAGCGUCCAGCGAUGUGUUGGGCAAAUCUGAAGAGCCAGAAGAGCCGCGGGUUCCGCCGGGCUGGAUGCGGCGUGGCUUGCUGGUUGGCAUGCAUUGUGUGCUUCCAACCUGGGCAUCUCGGCUAUGUCGGGAGCACUGUCCACUUGUGCCAUCGUGGGGCCAAGCUGCAGACCACCACCAUGCUGGUGCGUGAAAGGAGAGGAACCUUGUUGCCCAAGACCACUGAUGUCAAGACUGCAGGUGGUGAGAGGUCAAAGGCCUCCUCCUUUGCAUCAGAUGGUGAGAAGGAUGCUCGGAGAUUGACAUCUCAGAUAAAGAAGGUCCUGACGCCAGCUGAGUUGCUUGGCAUUUUGGAUGAAUCUGUGGAUGCUCCAUACUUCAACUGCUUCCACGUUUCAGCUGCCUACCACAGGUUGGCAAUCUUUCAGAGGAAAGGCCGGUUGCCUAGCAACUACGUGGACAGUGCAGUGCUGCCCAAACUCCACGCUCGAGUUGAGAACAUGAUCAAACUGAGGCAAAUGGAUGCACGAGCUUCCGCAAACGCGCUUUGGGCAAUGGCGGUGCUACUUGGUGCUGUGCCUUCAGCGACCACCUUGAUUCCUGCUUUGCUCGAAGACGUUCUGGCCGAAGCCAGCAGAAUGACUGCUCGACAUUUGUCCAACUGCUUGUGGGCAGCAGCAGAUAUGAAGGAUCUUGUACCUGAUGUACUAAAGAUAGUGCCAGCGCUGGUUGCCCACAUCCCAGGCAAGGCUGGCGACAUGAAUUGUCAAGACUUGUCCAACUGCAUGUGGGCAUCAGCGCAAUUGAAAGAUGCGGCGCCUGAUGUGCUGAAGAGUGUGCCAGCACUCGCCGCCCAGAUUCCAAUCAACACUAGCGGCAUGUUUGAGCAAGACUUAUCUAACUGUUUGUGGGCAUCAGCACAUUUGAAGGAUCUUGCUCCUGAUGUGUUGAAGGUUGUGCCAGAGCUGGUUGCCCACAUUCCAGGCAAGGCUGCUGAGAUAAUGAUUCCUCAAGGCUUCUCCAACUGUUUGUGGGCAUCAGCACAAUUGAAAGAUCUCGCUCCUGAUGUGCUGAAUGUUGUGCCAACACUCAUCGCCCAAAUUCCAAGCAAAGCUGGUGACAUGAAUCCUCAAGAACUGUCCAACUGCUUGUGGGCAUCAGCACACUUGAAGGAUGUCGCUCCUGACAUGCUGAAGGUCGUGCCAGCACUAGGUAGCCAAAUUCCAGGCAAGGCUGUUGACAUGAACGCUCAAGAAUUGUCCAACUGCUUGUGGGCAUCAGCACGUUUGAAAGAUGUUGCUCCUGAUGCGGUGCGAGUUGUGCCACCGCUCGUUGCCCACAUUCCCGGCAAAGCUGGCCAGAUGAUAGAAAAAGGCUUGUCCCAGUGCCGGUUGGCAUUGGAAGAGUUGAAGGAUGUAGCGCCCGAAGUGCUGAAGAUCGAACCUGCCAUACGAGCAAGGACUCCCUAUGUUGGCGAAACCAUCCACCUGUGCCAUCGUGGGGCCAAGCUGCAGACCACCACCAUGCUGGUGCGUGAAAGGAGAGGAACCUUGUUGCCCAAGACCACUGAUGUCAAGACUGCAGGUGGUGAGAGGUCAAAGGCCUCCUCCUUUGCAUCAGAUGGUGAGAAGGAUGCUCGGAGAUUGACAUCUCAGAUAAAGAAGGUCCUGACGCCAGCUGAGUUGCUUGGCAUUUUGGAUGAAGCGGUGGACGCACCGUACUUCAACUGCUUUCACGUUUCAGCCGCCUACCACAGGUUGGCAAUCUUUCAGCAGAGCGGGUCGUUACCUCGAAACUGUGCUGAAAGCACGGUCCUCCCGAGGCUGAAUUCUCAAGUUGAGAACAUGCUCAUGCUGGAGCAACUGGAUGCACGAGCCACCGCUAACGUGCUUUGGGCAUUGGCAGUGCUGCUGGGCGCCGUGCCCUUGGUGACAAGCUUGAUUCACGACUUGGCUCAAGAUGUUCAAGACAAAGCCAGUGAACUGAAUACUCAUGAUUUGUCCAACUGCUUGUGGGCAUCAGCAAAAUUGAAGGAUGUCGCUCCUGAUGUCCUGAACGUGGUGCCAGCACUCAUUGCCCAAAUUCGAGGCAAAGCUGGCGACAUGAUUCCCCAACAGUUGUCCAACUGCUUGUGGGCAUCAGCACAUUUGAAGGAUGAUGCUCCUGAUGUGCUGGACAUUGUGCCAGCGCUGGCUGCCCACAUUCCACGCAAGGCUAGUGACAUGAUUCCUCAAGCACUGUCCAACUGCCUGUGGGCAUCAGCGCAUUUGAAAGAUGAUGCUGAUGUCCUGAACGUGGUUCCAGCACUUAUUGCCCAAAUUCCAGGUAAAGCUGGCGACAUGAUUCCCCAACAGUUGUCCAACUGUUUGUGGGCAUCAGCACGUUUGAAGGAUGUCGCUCCGGACGUGCUGAAUGUUGUGCCAGCACUCAUUGCCCAGAUUCCAGGCAAGCUUGGUGAGAUGGUUCCUCAAGAAUUGUCCAACUGCUUGUGGGCAUCAGCACAUUUGAAGGAUGAUGCUCCUGAUGUGCUGGACAUUGUGCCAGCGCUGGCUGCCCACAUUCCACGCAAGGCUAGUGACAUGAUUCCUCAACAGUUGUCCAACUGCCUGUGGGCAUCAGCGCAUUUGAAGGAAGUGGCUCCUGAUGUGCUGAAGGUCAUGCCAGCACUUGUUGCCCAAAUUCCAGGCAAAGCUGGCGACAUGAUUCCCCAACAGUUGUCCAACUGUUUGUGGGCAUCAGCACGUUUGAAGGAUGUCGCUCCGGACGUGUUGAAGGUCGUGUCAGCACUCGCUGCCCGCCUUCCAAGCAGAGCUGUUGACAUGAAGCCUCAAGGAUUGUCCAACUGUUUGUGGGCAUCAGCACAUUUGAAGGAUGUCGCUCCUGACGUGCUGAAAGUCGUGCCAGCACUUCUUGCCCAAAUUCCGGGCAAAGCUGGCCAGAUGACAGAAAUAAAUUUGUCCCAAUGCAGAUGGGCUGUGGAAGAGUUGAAGGAUGUAGCACCCGAAGUGCUGAAGAUCGAAGCUGCACUCAUGGCGAGGUACCUUUGGGCUUUUGAAGAGCUGUUGUCCACCACCCUGCCUGAGUUGCAGCAGCACUUCCUGAAAGAGAAUCUGCAGCAUGCAGUUUACCUGCAUCAGUGGUUCCUGACUCUCUUCAUCAGUAGUUUGCCGCUGCCUAUGGUGCUCGUCUUUUGGGAUGCCGCUUGGCCAGUGGGGUCGGCUAAGCAGCUUGACAGGUGGGAAGAGGGCAUCUCUCUCCCAGUUUUUGAAGUGAGUAGCACAGCUGUGGAGAGUGGUGGGAGCAUUCAAUUGAUCAAUUGA